Gastrolobium bilobum is the source of this 1028-nucleotide messenger RNA. RefSeq names its product bifunctional pinoresinol-lariciresinol reductase 2-like. Bases 1 to 939 code for a protein of 312 amino acids. Gene Ontology annotation, molecular function: oxidoreductase activity. The transcript is spliced from 4 exons. NCBI's taxonomy places the organism in Eukaryota, Viridiplantae, Streptophyta, Magnoliopsida, Fabales, Fabaceae. The record is from RefSeq and is a predicted model, not a curated record.
AUGGAAAAGAGCAAGGUGCUUAUAGUUGGGGGAACAGGGUACUUGGGAAAAAGGUUGGUAAAGGCGAGUUUAGCUGAAGGACACGAAACAUUCAUUCUUCAGAGGGCAGAGAUUGGGGUUGACAUUGAGAAAGUUCAGCUUCUCUUGUCAUUCAAGCAACAAGGAGCUCAUCUCGUGAAAGGUUCCUUGGAUGACCAUCAGAGUCUUGUGAACGCUGUAAAACUAGUUGAUGUUGUGAUUUGUGCCAUAUCUGGUGUUCACAUACGCAGCCACCAAAUCCUCCUACAACUUAAACUUGUUGAUGCAAUCAAAGAAGCUGGAAAUAUCAAGAGAUUUUUCCCCUCAGAGUUUGGUACAGAUCCAGCAAGAAUGGCACAUGCAUUGGAGCCUGGAAGAGUAACAUUUGAUGACAAAAUGGUAGUGAGGAAAGCCAUUCAAGAGGCUAAUAUACCAUUCACCUAUAUUUCUGCUAAUUGCUUUGCUGGUUACUUUCUUGGUGGGCUGUGUCAACCUGGCUUUAUAAUCCCCUCUAGGGAUUCUGUGGUCUUGUUUGGAGAUGGAAACGUAAAGGGGAUCUAUGUGGAGGAAGAUGAUAUAGCCAUGUAUACUAUCAAAACCAUAGAUGACCCCAGAACUCUAAACAAGACAGUUUACAUAAGGCCACCUGAAAACAUAUUAUCACAGAGAGAGGUUGUUCAUAUUUGGGAGAAACUGAUUGGUAAAGAGUUGCAAAAAUCUUCAAUUUCGGCUGAACAGUUUCUAAGCUCCUUGGAAGGACAACCGUAUGCGGAGCAAGUGGGAAUGAUACAUUACUACCAUGUUUGCUUUGAAGGCUGCCUCGCAAAUUUUGAGAUUGGAGAAGAACAGCUUGAAGCUUGUCAACUGUAUCCUCAAAUCAAGUACACUACCGUUGGCGAGUACAUGAAACGCUAUGUUUAAAAGUUUUUUAUUUGUUUACCUUAUGUAUCUCUUUAGAUCACAGAUUGGGUUGAACUUAAUAAAAACUGCGUGAUGUGUAAUUGUAAACG